AUGAAGCUGCAUGCUCAAUCAAUCCCGAAUGGGCGAGCCGGCUCUGACGAUUCUGGCUCACGAAAUGGCCAGGACGGGAGCCGUAAACGAUGUCAUACAGCUUGUACUCGAUGCCGCAGUUUGAGGAUUAAGUGUAGUGGGACAUUUCCAUGCGGACGUUGCUUGAGUGCAUCCCGACGGUGUAACUACAAGCACUCCACUGGACGAGUCAGCCACCCCCUGAGUGAGCCCGAUGCCACUCCUUUCGACUCGGCGGUAAAUUAUCCCCCGGACCCCAGGAAUGACGAGGUUCUAUCGCUUGAUAGGCCCCCAAGUCAAACUCAGAUACACAAAGGGCUGCCGACGCCGAACAGCGUGCCACCUGCUUCCGUCGUUCACACAGACCGACCGUUAGACACUUUGUCUGCCGAGCUCGAAGCUCCUGGGAUCCCUCCCUUUCAUAAUGUCUUGGCUGUGGACAACAAUAGUAUCUCGCAAUCGAAGGCAGCCGUUGAUCAACCAGAUUCCUGUGCUGAUUCCCAGGUUUUUGAUUUCGAUGCUAUUUCAUGGCCGUUACUACAUGAGAGUCUCGAGCUAGCCACAGAGUUUGAUUUUACAACAACCAGCUCUAUGUUUGGUCUGCAGCCGGCUCAAUCAGAGCCAAUCUCCCCUCAAGUACUCCUGGAGGAGGGGGGGUCCGAAACACCUGACUCUCCGAUGGGAGCAAAUAUAACGCCAUGGACUUCAUAUAUUGAGUCGGGAUUGGAUGGCCAUUCGAGAGACUAUAUGACUAGCGCCACCUUAGAUUGCCCUUCUCCUCAACAGACUGUCCAGGACCUUAUCGCCUAUGGAAUGAGACAGCAACAGAAGACUGGUCGGAUCAAUGUGGCUAUAGAUCAUUCCUCCUUUUGGCACGAUAUGUCACCGCAGGUUGCAAGUGCAUUCCGGAUUUCCUGUUUCCGUGACCAGUCCAAUUUACUCCACCGCCUUAUCGACUUGUACUUCGACAACUUCGAGCCUUUGUGGCCUCUUUUCAGCCCCCAGGACCUACAAAUUAACCGGAUGCAUCCGCUUUUGUUCCUUGUGCUAACCUCCAUUGGGGCCAUGUACGGAGACAAAGCCUGCAGCCAGUAUGGAAUGCUCAUGCAUAAUCAAAUCCGAAUUUGCCUGGUGCAGCCACUAGAGCUCGACGACACAGAUGGCGAUUUUCUUUGGCUAAUGCAAGCUCGAUCGCAUACAAUGGGGGCAGCGUUGUACUUUGGACAACCCAAAGCGUUCUCAUUUGCCCAACACCUCGGUGCCCUGCUAGUAGGCCAAGCUAGACGAAUGGAUCUCUUCACGUCUACAGACUCUUGUCUACGUCGUUUGUAUCAACCAGGAAGCUCAAUAUCUGAUACUGAUCGGCAAGCACUAUGGCUUCAUGUGGAAGGUAAGCGGAGAGUGGCGUUCGCCGUCUUCCGCGCCGAAACCUACACAAGUGUCCUCCUUCAAAGAAAGCCACUGCUUACAAUGAAAGACAUCAACUUGAUGUUGCCAUCCUGUGAUACUGUCUGGGCGAGCGAGAGGCUUCCUGCUCAUCUUUGCCUUCAGAUGAUUAAGCAUGAUCGAACUCCCAGUCGCCAUCUGAAAGCAUCCGAUCUUAUACAUAUUGCACUUGAUCAAGCUGAACCACUUCCACCUCUUGAUCCUACUGCUUUUGAACUGCUUUUACUAGGCCUGCAGUCCUGCAUUUGGAGGUUUGCCUCAGACCCUGGCCUGUUUAAUCGACUGACGGGGAGAACAAGACACGGGGAGACAUGUAACAGUUCGCCCCAGGAUCUUGAUGUCUCAUCCACAACACAACAUGUACAUCUGGGAGGCCCAGUGGACGAUCGACUUCUACCGGAGACUCUUGAUCCAUCAGAAGUCGAUCAUUUGGAAAGCACAUCUCGAAAAAUGCGCGACCUGUCUCACGACCACACUCGGCUAUUAUUCGCGUUGCAAAAAUGCGAGUCUUCACUUCCUUUAGUAAAGGCUUUCGUUCACUCAGACCGUGAUCGCACGUACUUGAUGAGUGGCUUGGUUCUUCUUCAUCUUGGACAUCUGUUGUUAUCUGCACCAGUAAACAGCCUCCACCAAAUCCAGUACGUUCUUGCAGAUGGCAAGACUCCCGACAACGAGCUCCUAGGAUCAGCCUGCCAGUGGGCAAACUCACCGCAAGCCAUUUUGGCGGCGAAAAGGGCUAUUUCCAUUUGGUCGCUGAUCGCGAAUACCUCAUUAGAGCGGGAUGGUCAAAUCCUCAAAUUCAAUCUCGUGGCCAUUUUAGGACUGCACCAUGCCGUUGUUGUUCUUUGGGCGUUCGCUGGGGCAUGUAAGGCUGCUAACACGGCGACUGAGGGUGUAUCUGCAUUAUCUCUACAUGCCACUCAGUCGCCCGCCAACUUGCCGAUUCUGGUAAACCGAGAAAAUACACCGAGGAUAAUCCACUGCUUUAUACGGGCUUAUGGUUUAAUCAGCUCAUCCCGGUGGUCUUCGUUUUCCAGAGUAGCGCAAACCUUAGCGCUGCUGACUUUUCCUAGCAACGGGAAUCAGUAA
Molecule: messenger RNA, 2553 nt
Organism: Aspergillus niger
Lineage: Eukaryota; Fungi; Ascomycota; Eurotiomycetes; Eurotiales; Aspergillaceae
Exons: 2
Coding region: 1-2553 (850 amino acids)
Biological process (GO): regulation of DNA-templated transcription; DNA-templated transcription
Molecular function (GO): DNA binding; zinc ion binding; DNA-binding transcription factor activity, RNA polymerase II-specific
Source: RefSeq, a predicted model, not a curated record